UUUUAUUCGUUAUCGAUUUUUUCUUGUAUCCAUUUUUGAGUAUAUAUAGGAUUGCAGAUAUAAUCUUUAUACUCGAAUUUUUGUGGAACUUUUCAUAUUAUUAGCAAUACAAUUUUUUUUUACAACUGAGCUAAGCUUUUAAAAUACUUGAAAUUCAUCUGGCAUCUUUGGAUAUAUUCACGUGGAGAAGAUCAUUAGCAAAGUUUACCAUAUUAUAUUGACAAUGGCUCUGAAAAGAUUGAAAACCAAAAAGUCAAAGCGACAAUCUGGACGACUAAAACAUAAAAUUGAAAAGAAAGUGCGCGAACACAAUCGAAAAAUGCGUCGUGAGACGAAGAAAAACCCUAAAAAAGGAGGCAAAAAGCAAAAGCUAAUACAAAUACCGAACAUUUGUCCAUUUAAAGAAGAGAUUUUAAAAGACGUAGAGGAGUCGAAAAAACGUAAUGAAGAGGAAAGAAAUCGACGACGUGAGGCAUUUAAACAACAAAAAAAGGAAAAUAAAUUCAAAAACCUUCAAGAUUUAGUUGUGGAUGCGACUAAUCGGGAGGACGUUCAUUCUUCUACUCACGUGGACAAUGCUGAUGAGAAGGAGUAUAGGCCAUCUAUCAGCAAGGAACAAUCUCUUAAGCAGUACUUCAAGGAAUUCAAUAAAGUUAUUCAGAAUGCUGAUGUAGUUUUAGAGGUGGUAGAUGCACGUGAUCCACUGGGAACUCGAUGCAAUGAAGUUGAAAGGGCUGUGCGCUCUGCAUCGGGUAAUAAACGUUUAGUAUUAAUAUUAAACAAAGCUGAUUUGGUACCGCGUGAAAAUCUAAACAAUUGGAUUCGGUAUUUUCGUCGGUUUGGUCCAGUUACUGCUUUCAAAGCAUCAACUCAAGAUCAGACAUCAAAAUUGGGUCGACGAAAAUUUAAUCAAACCAAAACUGAAAAGGCUCUGCAAGGAUCUGUAUGUGUAGGAGCUGAAUUGUUAAUGUCGAUGCUUGGAAAUUAUUGCCGCAAUAAAGGCAUUAAAACAUCAAUCCGUGUGGGGGUUGUGGGAAUACCAAACGUUGGAAAGAGUUCUAUAAUAAAUUCUUUAACUCGUGGCAAAACGUGCUCUGUUGGUUGCACUCCCGGAAUAACAAAAGUCAUGCAGGAAGUUGAACUUGAUUCUAAAAUAAAGCUUAUUGAUUGCCCGGGCAUUGUUUUUACUAAUGCAGGAAAAGAAAGUUCUGAGGCAGUUGUAUUAAAAAAUGUCCAACGUGUGGGCGACGUUAAAGAUCCUUUUACUAUCGCCGAAAGUGUGUUAAAGCGUGCGAGUAAGCAGUACUUCUGUAAUCUUUAUGAUAUUACAGAGUAUGAUAGUUUCGAAGAAUUUUUUGCUAAAAAGGCAGCGAGAAUGGGUAAAUUUUUAAGAAAAGGUGUACCUGAUGUUGUUGCAGCCGCCCGCAGUGUCCUUAAUGAUUGGAAUAGUGGUAAAAUUAAAUACUGUACACAACCUCCUGAAACAGAGCGAAGAGAAGAUAUCCAUGUUAGUGCCUCAAUAGUACAAUCUGAUGCUCGCGAAUUUGAAGUCGAAAAUUUUGAAGCUAUGGAGAGUGAAAUACUUAACAAUUGUUUUGUUAAAAGUGAAGAAGUAAUGGAAGUCACUUCAAAUGGACCUGUGGAAAUGAAAAUGUCUCUUGACGACACUGAAACGAAAAAGUCUAUACAUCCCGUAGUGAAUGAAAGCGAAAUUCCAAAUAAAAAGAAAAGGAAAAUAAUGGAUACAAAUGAUACAUCUACAGUAGAUUCCGUAAUGAAUUUAGAAGUACACAUGGUUUACGAAUCACACUACGAUAUGUACUACAUGUCUGUCUAUGGUAUAACACAAUUUUGGAUUGCAUCUUAUUCGUUCACUUUACAAACUUCGGAAAUACAGUGGUGGCCUCGCUCGCCUGUCGAAUCGGUCGUUAAAUUUUCACGGCCCCAGGUAUCGAAUAUGAGGACUAUAGUGCCUUUGGGUAAUUAUUUACCGAAGGUAAUCAGGCUUUGAAUAAAAACAUGAAGGAUAUAGUUAAAAAGCGAAAGAAGCAGAAUGCACGCAACGAAAAGAAAAUUUCUCAAAUAACUAAUGUUCUUGAUGGGUUCAGCCUGGAGGCGAGUACUGAU
Zeugodacus cucurbitae (melon fly) is the source of this 2127-nucleotide messenger RNA. RefSeq names its product guanine nucleotide-binding protein-like 3 homolog (gene Ns1). Gene Ontology annotation, molecular function: GTP binding. The record is from RefSeq and is a predicted model, not a curated record. The transcript has 8 exons. Gene Ontology annotation, cellular component: nucleolus. NCBI's taxonomy places the organism in Eukaryota, Metazoa, Arthropoda, Insecta, Diptera, Tephritidae. The coding region runs from base 224 to 2011 and encodes 595 amino acids.